AUGAUUAAAAAUAAUAUUGAGAUGGCCGAUGUCUUGCCUUGGCUACCUGAACGUUACACGAAAAUGGCGCAAAAUAUCUUGACACUGUCCGUCAUUGCCGUACUAGUCAUUUCAGUGGGUGUUAGCGCCAAACGUGGUUGUUCGGCUUUCGGACACUCAUGUUUUGGCGGCCACGGGAAAAGAUCUAGUGAUUCUGCUGCUAUGGAUUCUUCAAACUCGGAGUUUAUGGGUCAUCGUCAAGUUGGCCAAGAGGAGACUCCUCCACACCCUGUGUACCCUCACUCUGGAUACGGGAUUCUGCCUGGAGAUGAUAUCAUACCAGUUAGGGAUGGAGGUGCUUUUGACCGAGACGACAACGUAAGAGACGCGUAUAACGUGAAAAUGAAGUUACGGAACAUUCUCAAAUACUGGAUGGACAACUAUAGGCGAUCAAGAAUCAACAACGACGACGGUUAUUUUAUUGACACUCUG
Molecule: messenger RNA, 471 nt
Organism: Brenthis ino (lesser marbled fritillary)
Lineage: Eukaryota; Metazoa; Arthropoda; Insecta; Lepidoptera; Nymphalidae
Source: the annotation of a GenBank genome assembly